This is a messenger RNA of Camellia sinensis, 1149 nucleotides long. NCBI's taxonomy places the organism in Eukaryota, Viridiplantae, Streptophyta, Magnoliopsida, Ericales, Theaceae. The record is from RefSeq and is a predicted model, not a curated record.
GUAACAACAACACUACUACUGGACGUGGCAGAGCCCCUGCCCCUCCUUCGCAAUCUGAGCAUGAGCUUAAGAGACCCAUUUUCUUUAGCAAAGAAGACGCGACUGAUUUGACCACUCCCUCUAAAAUCCAAAUUGGAAAUUCCCUAGACAGCAACCUCCCCUCCAGUAUUUUAUCUGCCCUGUCUAGUGCCGGCCGUGGAAAGCCCCUCGCUAAACAAUUGCUUCCUGACGACAUGCCUAAGGAAGAAAAUCGCCACCUCAGGUCCCGUCAUAUUGCUAUAGGGAGAGGCCAAGUAUCCACUGACACUAAGAGCAGUGCAACCCCAAAGUUGAGCCGCGAGGACGCUGUGAAGAAGGCCGUGGGGAUAUUGUCGAGGGGAGGUGUUGAUGUGGCAGACAGAGCAGAGGACGGUGGGACGGGAAGAGGCAGUUUUAGAGGGAGAGGCACUCGUGGCGGUGGUGGCCGAGGGAGGGGCUGGAGAGGUAGAGGAAGAGGCGCAGGAAGAGGAGGCCGUGGGGUUCAAGAUGCGGACGAUGACUAUGGAGCUGGCCUUUAUCUUGGUGACAAUGCUGAUGGUGAGAAAUUGGCUAAGAGGAUUGGGCCCGAGAAUAUGAAUAAAUUGGUGGAAGGAUUCGAAGAGAUGAGCGGUAGUGUGUUGCCUUCUCCUAUGGAUGAUGCCUACUUGGAUGCUCUCCACACUAAUUUCAUGUGGUUUUGAAGAUUGAAUGCGAACAGAGUACUUGAUGGAGGAGUUUGGUACAAACCCAGAUAUUGACGAGAAGCCGCCCAUUCCUCUUUGGGAUGCACUUGAGAAGAUGAAGCCAUUCCUAAUGGCUUAUGAGGGAAUUCAGAGCCAAGAAGAGUGGGAGGAAGUUGUGAAAGAAACAAUGGAGAAAGUCCCUGUUAUAAAAGAGCUUGUGGAUCACUACAGUGGACCGGACAGAGUAACUGCUAAGAAACAACAGGAAGAGCUGGAAAGGGUUGCAAAAACUCUUCCUCAAAGUGCACCUGCUUCAGUCAAGCGUUUUACUGAUCGUGCUAUUCUCUCUCUCCAGAGCAACCCAGGCUGGGGAUUUGAUAGGAAAUGCCAGUUUAUGGAUAAGCUGGUGUGGGAGGUCGCACAGCAUUACAAGUAAGCUUUGGAAUUU